This is a messenger RNA of Grosmannia clavigera kw1407, 2040 nucleotides long. RefSeq lists its product as uncharacterized. The record is from RefSeq and is a predicted model, not a curated record. Bases 1 to 2040 code for a protein of 679 amino acids. NCBI's taxonomy places the organism in Eukaryota, Fungi, Ascomycota, Sordariomycetes, Ophiostomatales, Ophiostomataceae. The transcript has a single exon.
AUGCCUCGGCCAGCGAGGAGGACGCGCGCGGCCGCGUCACAGACGACAGCAGCACCGGCAGCAGCGCCCACAACGGCGUCGAAGAAGCCAACGACGACACAAGCGACACAGGACGAUGGAGAGAGCCGACGGCGCACCCGCCGGAGCGAGGCGGUGCGGGAGCCCAGUGUCGGCAGUGACCUCUACGGCGUCAGCGACCGCGAGGUCAAGCGGCAGGCGUCUCGGCGACAGGUGGCGGUGACGGCGAACAGCGGCAGCAUGUCCAGCACAGAAGCCGAGGAGAGCCGGAGACCUGCAUCGGUGCAGAAACAGCGGCGUCCGACAGCGGCGACGGCAGCAGCAGCAGUGUCAUCAUCGCGGCGGACGCGAGGGCCCGACGAGUCGGGCAUCGACAUUCUCGACGACGACGUCUUUGACCACGGGCUCAGCGAUCUGGGAGAUUUAGGAGAUCUCGACGACCUUGGCGACCUGGACAGCCUCGGCUCGUCUUCACCGGCCGCAGCAGCCGCGGUCGACACCACGGCGUCGUCAUUCAACGUCGGCCUCUUCCGUCGCGGUCGGCCGCGGCAGUCAAGCGUGCACAGCCGCGACGAUGCACCGAUUCGGCCCAGCAGCCGCGGGCCAGCCACGCCCAGCAUCAGCUCAGCCUUCAGCCUGGGCACGUUCCGACGACGGGCCCGCGAGCCCAGCAUCCUGGGCCGGCGGCGACGAGACACGUCGCGGCAGGCCAGUCGGGACCGUGACACGGACAGGGGCGGCGAGACGUCGGCCAGCGAGCUCGACGAUGCCGGGCCGUUCACGUCUGCGCGGGCGACAGUGGCCCAUGUGGUGCAGGACUCGUCGUCGCUGUCGCUGGCCACAGCCACGGCCAACACAACGUCGGUGUUGAUGACGCGGAUCCGAGACAGACCGACCAGAACGAAGGGAGCGGCAACGGCAACAACGUCGAUGGCGAGAAAACGCAAGUCGCAGGAAGGCCAUCGCGAAGACGAGCUUCCCAAGAGACGGGUCUCCGAGCGAGUGGCAGCAGCAACGGCAGCAUCAGCAACAGCAGACGUUCUGCCGUCUGUCGAGAUGGCAUCGUCGCUGCCGCCAUCGACACCGCCAUCACAGAUCAGCAGGUCAGCAGCUGAGCGCGAGCGGUACUCGACGCCCGUAGAGGUCGAUCCGGAGAUCAUGGCGCCGCCAGCAAGCAGUGGGUCGUCGUCUGCGAGCCCGACAUUGUGGCCAUCGCUGCGCGGCCUGGCAAACGGUUCUCGCCGCGGCAACAUCAAGUCGGCAGCAGCGGCAUCAGCACAUCGCCACCUGCCCGAACUCGUGGUUGACGACGACGACGACGGCCACGAAGACGGAUCGGACAUCUCGUCGCCGCCGUCGCUGACGCACUCUCCCAACUACCGACAGGCACGGGCGAGAGGAAAGGCAGCGCAGGCAGAGACGGUGCAACCACUGACGACAGAGGCCCUGACGGCUCUCCUGCCGCAGCGACGGCGUCGGGUCCGUGGAGGCCGGUGGCAGGCGUCAGCAUCAGACGACGGCGAGGACGAGGCUGGAGAGCUGGACCGGUCAGCCCUCCUGAGCGAGGACGACGACGAGCUGGCCCACGGCCCGGCCAGACACCGGCCUCGACGGGGCCGGAGCGCUGCUCAGCAGACGCCAGCAGCAUCGACAAGGGCAAAGGCCAUGACAGCGACGACAUCGACGAACCGACGGACUGCAGCCAGCUCGGCGAAGAAGGCGGUCAAGCGGACGUACGGGUCGCGCAGCUUCUCGGACAAGGAGAACCAAGAGGCAGACGGCAGCACGUUGAGCCCGCUGCCCGACAACGCGUUUGAGAACGAGGGCGAAGACGGGAACGAGAACGGGAACGAGAACGAGGACGAGGACGAGGACGCUCAGACGAUCGUGAAGCAGCAGCAGACACCCCGGCAUUUUGGCGAGGAGUUGGAAAAGGCAGCCAAGAAGUUUAAGGAGGUCGACCGGUGGACGCUCGAGUUUGAGAGCGUCUCACGGUCGUCGUCGCCGGUGGGAGCUCGCUAG